AUGUGUAUAUUUACCACUAAUAUUAUCUAUCUAUCUAUCUAUCUAUCUAUCUAUCUAUCUAUCUAUCUAUAUGUAUUCGGUUUUUCUUGUUGGCCUGAGACAAGUAUGGCUUCUUCCUGGCUUUGCAGCCUUUUAAUCCCACUUCUUCUCAUUGUUCGAGCUGAUAUGUUUUUGUUUGCAUCCUCCCUAAGUUCAUCAGCAAGCUCUGAAGAACUUUUCCUCCUAUCUGCAAGGGAUGCUCUUUUCAAAGAUCUCCUCUUUUAUUCAACCACUAUACCUAUUUGUCUUAAUUUGUUCUAUCUAUCUAUCUAUCUAUCUAUCUAUCUAUCUAUCUAUCUAUCUAUCUAUCUAUCUAUCUAUCGCAGUCUAUUCAUUAUGUACAGUCUAUUCAUAUCUAUCUAUCUAUCUAUCUAUCUAUCUAUCUAUCUAUCUAUCUAUCUCAAUCUGUUUAUAUCUAUCUAUCUAUCUAUCUAUCUAUCUAUCUAUCUAUCUAUCUAUCUAUCUCAAUCUGUUCAUAUCUAUCUAUCUCAAUCAGUUCAUAUCUAUCUAUCUAUCUAUCUAUCUAUCUAUCUCAAUCUGUUCAUAUCUAUCUAUCUCAAUCUGAUCAUAUCUAUCUCAAUCUGUUCAUAUCUAUCUACCUAUCUAUCUAUCUAUCUAUCUAUCUAUCUCAAUCUUUCAUAUCUAUCUAUCUAUCUAUCUAUCUAUCUAUCUAUCUAUCUCAAUCUGUUCAUAUCUAUCUAUCUAUCUAUCUAUCUAUCUAUCUAUCUAUCUAUCUCAAUCUGUUCAUAUCUAUCUCUCUAG
This is a messenger RNA of Acanthosepion pharaonis, 801 nucleotides long. The record is from the annotation of a GenBank genome assembly. Lineage: Eukaryota; Metazoa; Mollusca; Cephalopoda; Sepiida; Sepiidae.